This is a messenger RNA of Anguilla anguilla (European eel), 2374 nucleotides long. It is a transcript of the gene fbxl17, whose product is annotated as F-box and leucine-rich repeat protein 17. The coding region runs from base 358 to 2277 and encodes 639 amino acids. The record is from RefSeq and is a predicted model, not a curated record. Gene Ontology annotation, biological process: SCF-dependent proteasomal ubiquitin-dependent protein catabolic process. The transcript is spliced from 10 exons. NCBI's taxonomy places the organism in Eukaryota, Metazoa, Chordata, Actinopteri, Anguilliformes, Anguillidae. Gene Ontology annotation, molecular function: protein binding. Gene Ontology annotation, cellular component: SCF ubiquitin ligase complex.
GGUGUCCCUGUGUGAUGGACAGCACACAUUCGUUCGCAAGUAAGGCGUACAGCACAGAACGACAGAAACUCUCCACUAAUCACACGCACAGAAAUGCGGGUUCGUCGAUGAAGGACAAGCUGUUAUCCAAUGAUGAACCGAGGAGGGGCAGGACUUCCGUCCAAUUGCCCAUACCGGAACUCUUUCUGGAGACAUCAGUCCCCCCUAUUUGAUGUGUGGAUAUUCGUAAAUUUUGUUGAUACUACGUUUCGUGUCAAAAAAUUCUGGACUGCCUGGCUGUACAGCACGCGCAGAUUAUGAGAGAACGAGACGAAGGUGGUCGGCACCGCGCGAACUGAGUUUCCCAGAGUCUUCUAUAUGGGCCAUCUCCUCUCGAAAAAUGGUAACCGCGGUAACCGCCUGAAGAAGAGGAAGAGGAAGCUGCUGAAGAGGAAGAAGAGGAACUGCUUCCUGCAGGGGCCGUGCAUGCUCUGCUUCAUCGUCCACGGCAACAGCGGGAGCCUGGGCAACGGCAACGGCGGCGGCGGCGUCGGUGAGGACGACGACGCGCAGAGGUCGGAGGUCGUGAGCGGGUCCGGGUCGGGUUCCGAGCGGCUGGCGGCGCUGAGCUCGCCGGACGACUGCGCCAAGUUCCUGCUGUCGCCGCGGGAGCUCGCCAUCUGGGAGGGGCUGUCGGCCGUGCCCGCCCGCCUGGUGGUGCCGCGCGCCCUGUUCCGGGCCACGCCCGCCUGCGAGUACGCGGAGAUGGUGUGCAAGAGGAAGUGCGCCGACGUGCGCCGCUGCGCGCCCUGCAAGCAGCCGCGCUGCUGCGCCCUGCAGGAAGUGAUGGAGAACGGGGGCGGGGCCGGAGCGGGCGGGGCCAGGGACACUGCCGCAGCCGCCGCCCACCGACAGCUCCCCCUCUGCCCCCUGCCUUCGUCCUCGUCCUCAUCCUCCUCGUCGUCCUCGUCAUCGUCGUCCUCGUCGACCUCGGAGGGCGUGUGCGGGACGGGGCCCCUCACAGAUUCGGGGGAGAGCCCCGGGAGCACGGGCAGCACCACUGCGGCCACGCCCCGGAGCUCCUCCCCUUCCUGCCAUCAGGACCACGCCCACGGCGACGCCCAACCUGGGGAGAAUUCCGCCGACAACUCCAGCAUCAACCACCUGCCUUCCUCCAUCCUGCUGAAGGUGUUCUCGCACCUCUCUGUGAAGGAGCGGUGUCUGAGCGUGUCUCUGGUCUGUAAGUACUGGAGGGACCUGUGUCUGGACUUCCAGUUCUGGAAGCAGAUCGAUCUUAGCGGCCUGCAGCAGGUGACGGAUGAGCUGCUGGUGAAGAUCGCCUCCUGGAAGCUGAACGUGACGGAGAUAAACCUGUCGGACUGCCGCAACGUGCAGGACCACGGCGUGUGCGUGCUGGCGUCCCACUGCCCCGGGCUGCUCAAGUACACGGCCUACCGCUGCAAGCAGCUGAGCGACCUCUCCCUGGCCACCGCCGCCGCCCACUGCCCCCUGCUGCAGAAGGCCCACGUCGGCAACCAGGACAAGCUGACCGACGACGCGCUCAAGAAGCUGGGGCAGUGCUGCCCAGAGCUGCGGGACAUCCACCUGGGCCAGUGCUACCUCAUCAGCGACGUGGGAAUGGAGGCCCUGGCCCAGGGCUGUCCCAAACUGCAGAGGAUCUACAUGCAGGAGAACAAGCUGGUCACUGAUAGGUCGGUGCGGGCCUUUGCGGAGCACUGUCCCGAGCUGCAGUUUGUGGGGUUCAUGGGGUGCUCAGUCACCUCCCUCGGAGUCAUCCACCUCACACGGCUGAAGAACCUGAGCAGCCUGGACCUGCGGCACAUCUCUGAGCUGGACAACGAGACGGUGAUGGAGGUGGUGAAACAGUGCCGGAGCCUUAGCUCCCUCAACCUCUGCCUCAACUGGAGCAUCAACGACAGGUGUGUGGAGAUCAUUGCCAAGGAGGGGCGGAGUCUUAAGGAACUCUACCUGGUGUCUUGCAAGAUCACCGAUUACGCUCUGAUAGCCAUUGGGAAGUACAGCAGCACCAUAGAGACGGUGGAUGCUGGCUGGUGUAAGGAGAUCACGGACCAGGGCGCCACCCAGAUCGCCAAGAGCAGCAAGUCCCUGCGCUACCUGGGUCUGAUGAGGUGUGACAAGGUGAACGAGGAGACGGUGGAGAGGCUGGUGCAGCAGUACCCCCACAUCGUGUUCAGCACAGUGAUACAGGACUGCAAACGCACACUGGAGAGGGCCUAUCAGAUGGGCUGGAACCCCAACAGCUCCAGCGCCUCGUAGCCCCAGCUAACACACACUGUACACACACUAUACACACACACACACACACACACACACACUGUACACACACUAUACACACACACACACACACACACUG